Pecten maximus is the source of this 6859-nucleotide messenger RNA. RefSeq lists its product as uncharacterized. NCBI's taxonomy places the organism in Eukaryota, Metazoa, Mollusca, Bivalvia, Pectinida, Pectinidae. The coding region runs from base 104 to 3685 and encodes 1193 amino acids. The record is from RefSeq and is a predicted model, not a curated record. The transcript is spliced from 29 exons.
GGCCGACCAAACAUUCUUUCUUGCCGAAGACUCGUCUGCUGCCGAAUAACUUGUUCUGCUGUCGAUCACGAGAGCAUAUGUAUUAUGAUUAAGUGCAGCUGUCAUGGCAACAAAUACCUUAGAACAGAUCAAUGCUCUGUUGAUUACAACUUCAGCUAAAGGAGAGUUGGAGCUACUGCAAAAAGUUCAUUCCAGCUUACAAUCACUGUCAUUGAAGCAUUCCUCUCCAAUACAGAUUCCCAGAGAUGAUUUGAUUGAGGAGGAUGUCAUACUCCCGAUCAAUGGGCGUAGUCAGAUUUUUACAGAUCCCUUGGAAUUUUGUGGUUCACAAGAGGCACUCAAUAAAUUUACAUGCUAUGUGUUUGAUCGUCGGUUUGGUUGGUCUGAGGCCAAUAGUGAUGGCGGUGGACGAGUUCGACGGAUGUCCUGUACAGGGACUGUGUUAGCCUCCAGUGACGGCCAUCACAAGGCUAUCAUCAUUGAACUGUUGGAUGUAUUUCUCAAAUGGUAUGCCCAGCAGGAUCUUCACAGCUCCCUGACGGAGGCCUUCCAGUACACACUGAAACAAGUUGCAAACAUGCCAGUAGUACGAAACAGAACUGUUGUCCAUAUAAUGGAUUGGCUGAAGGAGAACAGAGAGGAUCUGGUGGAGUGUCAGUUUGCCAGUAGUACACUGGACCUGAUCAAAUCAGCAUUAACAGAUGUUUGGUCUGCUAUAAGAAAUGCAUGUGCUAAACAAUUGGUUCACAUUGUGGGGUAUUUCAAGGUGGGAGAUCAGGAGUUACUCUUCAACAGUUUAGUGAAGAUUUGCAAGUGUGAUAAAAGUACAUGGCAAGCCAAAGAGGGUGCUAUUAUGGGUAUCAACGCUAUGAUUCUUCAAUGCAAGGAUGGGACAAGUUCUCGCUCACAGACUCCCCAGUUUGUACUGGAGUCGGACUCUCAGAUUUGUGGACAACCCACAGCGCCAGGUUUUAUAUCUAGACAGAUACAUGCAGUGGUGUUUACCUUGCUGUCAAACCCACAACUGACCAUCAGAGAGAAUGCAGCCAAAGCUUUGUCAGCAUUCAUUUCCUGUUCUGAUGCCAAGGAAGCAUUGUCAACAUUAGAAAAGGUUAUUUCUGUUCUGUGGAGCGAGGUUAACAAAAGCCAAGCAGAAAAACAUCAUAGAAAUGUGCAAUUACCGGUGAAGUUUCUGGAUGCGUAUGCUGCAGAAGGGAUUUUAGAUGUCUGUCUUUUCCUUGUAAAGGUGCUGCCCCUGCCACAUCUCCUUCCUCGCUGGCCUCGAUACCUGUCCACAUUUCUGUUGUACCUGUCCCAUCCUGCUUCCACUGUUCGACAGGCUGCCAGCAACAUAUUCAAAUAUCUAGUUGCCAAAAGUAGUCACAGUGCUGUGCUGGUGAAACUAGUGCUUCAAGCUUUAACAGAAGGCUGGGAACCUAGUCUUGAUGCUCUUGGUCGGGAGGAAAAAUACAGUGACGUCUCAAGUCACUACACCCGGCCCUCAGUCUCGGAGGCCACAGAUGGCAGUAUCCUUGAAACAUGGGAGAGCAGAGAAGGGAGACUCUUUGCCUAUGAGUUUAUCAUGAAGUUUUUGAUAAAGAACCACUGGUUGUAUACGUUUGGUCCUGCGGGGUCUGGUGCAGGAAUGGAUUGGGGGGACAGACCCGGAGGAGUGGAGACAGACAGAGAAAUACUGACCAGUUUGGAACAGGGAGAAGAAAGACAGAAACUGGACACAAAUGGCAAUGACUUCUUAGAGCAUAGAAAUACCCAGUCACCACUGAACCCUCAGGAGCCUGUGGAGGAUUUACAUGUCUCCCACUCAGAACAGUCCUUUGCUGUUCGCUUCUUCACACAAGACUUUUCAGGUGAAAAUAUUGAUGGAAAAGCAGGUGACAGGUUAACAGGAGCCAUAAAUGGUUCCCUUCCUACCCAGACUUCCAAGGUCACUCACAAUGACACAGUGCCCAGUCAACUGGACACCAUUUACUCCAUACUGAUGCAGGUCAAGUUCCUAGAGACAGCCAAGGACCCUUGUAAAAAUCCUGUCUGUACUAGUCACCAGCGACAGCUACAAACACUGGAGCAAAUGUUCCACCCAAAGGACGACAGUGUUGAACAUCAAAUGGUGGAGAGUUGGCUACAGACACAAGAGGUGUCUUCUCUGAGGUCCAGUCUGGUCCAUGUCCUCCAUCAAACUCUGGAAUGCUUAUCAGACUCACGCUGGGAACUUCGACGCAUGGCACAACAAGUGCUGCCCUGCUUGGCUGAGGUUAUCCGAUGGUUCGACAUGAGUAUAUUGGAGGAUUUGUGGAGGACACACUUGAAGCAGAACACCAGUCUUUUCACAUAUGCUGCAGCAUUGCUUCUCAAGGAAUCUGUAAUACACUGUGUCAGACUGGAGCCUCUGCUUCACAAGCCUCCGGGGUCAUGGCAGGACCAUGAAGUCUGUAAGAAAAUCAUCUCCAGUAUUGUAAAGAGUUUGACCACUCAGCUGAACAGUUGUCUCCCUUGUCUGGACCAUAUCAUACAACGACCUGUGUUUGAUCGUCUGUCUGUGAUAGCGGCCAGCACGAUCAUCACUGUUCACAACCACUUCUCUAUAAAUGAGGACCAGAGAGUGAAACAGACUGCCACAGUCCUCUCUUUCUGGAAGCUCCUAUUCUGUUUUACUCAUCCAAACUUACGAAUCUCAAAGGAUCUGAUCAAUGGCAAUACAGAUAUAAAGCUCUUCUCCUCGCCAUUUGAGGGCUAUCUCAGUUGUUGUCUAGUCAGACCUGACAAUAAACUUCAAUGUGCCAAACAAGUUGAGAAACUAUUUAUCACGGAGAUUUAUCACGCCUGUAAGCAUUUCCUACAGAACCUACCUAUAGAGAGUUCCUCUCUCCUCCUGCCAAUGGUGGCUCACUACAGCGGGGUAUUUCUGGAGGAUUCACAUAUCUGUAAAUCACUUACAGAGUGUCUGAGUGUGGUUGGCUCCAAGGUGGUAGGGUUUGCCAUGAAAGUGGAGGAUGAUGUACAACGACAAAGCUGCCUGAAAUGUAUUAACUUGGCCUUAAAGGAAUUGUCAGCCAUCAUAACAAUGAAGAGUUCCGAGGUACACCUGGUACAGAAAGUAUUAAACAUCUACAUCACCUUGUGUCAGGCCCUCAACCCAGUCAAGCACCUCCGUAUCAUCCUCAUCGCUAUCUGCUCCAGAGUCAAUGAGGAUGUCUACUUCAGUGCUGAACACUCACCCCGACCUGGGGAUGAUCUGUCCUUACUAUCAAACAACAUUCCAUUGUCCAGCAGUCCAGACACUUCCCAUCACUGGGACCAGGAGGACACAGUCAUCACCGGUAGUCCUGGUGUGUUCCCAGAGUGUUUAACACUCGACCUUAGCAACAAUAGUGGUAGCCUUCCAUCAGGUCGACUCAGCUCCCUAAGUCAGUACAGUGAUAAAGGCCGGGCACGCUCCCCAACACACAGUGUGGAGGUAGAGGAAGGUGAGAAGGUGGACUCGGACUGGGACAGCUGGGACGAGGAGGAGAAUGAGGGAUCAGAGGCACUAAAGGAAGCUUUCUCAGAAUUCCUCGUAAAACUACAGAAAAUCUGUAAUUCAGGAUCAGCAGAUGUUUUUACAACUGAGCUGAACAAAUUGGAGUAUCGCGAGAAAUCCCUGAUUCUGGACAUCAUGGAGGGAUAGCGAGAGAGAAAUCCCUGAUUCUGGACAUCAUGGAGGGAUAGCGAGAGAGAAAUCCCUGAUUCUGGACAUCAUGGAGGGAUAACGAGAGAUAUCUGAUACAUUAUGGCCGUCCAAAGAUUUACUUUUAUAUAACCGAAAAUAGCAAUACAAAUGUAUGCCGUUUUAACUGACCAAUAAUUUUUAUUUGUUUUGUUUUUUUUUCAUUUGAAAUGUGCUUUUAUUUUGGGCUUAGAUUAAACUACUUAUAUUAAGAAUGUUGUCUCAGCCAUUUCUCAGGUCCGUUGUGUCAGCCACAUUCCAGUUGAUGUAGAACUUUUGUUUGUGUUUUCUAGUCCUCAUUUUCUAUACACAUGCUUAUAUGACUACCUAUUGAACAUUACAUUGUAUUAAUACUCGUGUCAAAUGAGAUCUAUUUUUAUACACCUAACUGUUUUGUACAAUUGAAACUAUCCAUGUUUUAUGCAGAUUUCAAUGGAAGUUAUUUCAAAUUUCUAUCUCAUCUUCUGCUUUUAGUGAUUUGUUGUUGAAUUUUAUUUUGAAUUGCCAAACAGCAUGGCUUCAUUGUAGUGACAUCAGACAUGAGACUGACAUCUUAGUUGUCCCCUAGUGAAAUCAGACAUGUGGCUGACAUCAGAGUUCCCCUCUAGUGACAUCAUGACAUAUGACAUCUGAGUUGUCCUCAUGCAACAUCAGACCUGUAUAUAACAUCAGAGUUGUCCUCUAUUGUGAGUUGCCCUCUAGUGACAUCAGACAUGUGACUGACCUCUGUGUUGUUCUCUUGUGACAUCAGACAUGUAACUGACGUCUGUGUUGUUCUCUUGUGACAUGUAAUUUAUAUCAUAUGACUGACAUCUGAGUUGCCCUCUAGUGACAUCAGACAUGUGACUGACAUCUGAGUUGCCCUCUAUGACAUCAGACAUGUGACUGACAUCUGAGUUGCCCUCUAUGACAUCAGACAUGUGACUGACAUCUGAGUUGCCCUCUAGUGACAUCAGACAUAUGACUGACAUCUGAGUUACCCUCUAGUGACAUCAGACAUGUGACUGACAUCUGAGUUGCUCUCUAAUGACAUCAGACAUGUGACUGACAUCUGAGUUGCUCUCUAAUGACAUCAGACAUGUGACUGACAUCUGAGUUGCCCUCUAGUGACAUCAGACAUGUGACUGACAUCUGAGUUGCUCUCUAAUGACAUCAGACAUGUGACUGACAUCUGAGUUGCCCUCUAGUGACAUCAGACAUGUGACUGACAUCUGAGUUACCCUCUAAUAACAUCAGACAUGUGACUGACAUCUGGGUUGCCCUCUAAUGACAUCAGACAUGUGACUGACAUCUGAGUUGCCCUCUAGUGACAUCAGACAUGUGACUGACCUCUGUGUUGUUCUCUUGUGACAUUUAAUUUAUAUCAUAUGACUGACAUCUGAGUUGCCCUCUAAUGACAUCAGACAUGUGACUGACAUCUGAGUUGCCCUCUAAUGACAUCAGACAUGUGACUGACAUCUGAGUUGCCCUCUAUGACAUCAGACAUGUGACUGACAUCUGAGUUGCCCUCUAGUGACAUCAGACAUGUGACUGACAUCUGAGUUGCCCUCUAGUGACAUCAGACAUGUGACUGACAUCUGAGUUGCCCUCUAGUGACAUCAGAUAUGUGACUGACAUCUGAGUUGCCCUCUAGUGACAUCAGACAUGUGACUGACAUCUGAGUUGCCCUCUAGUGACAUCAGACAUGUGACUGACAUCUGAGUUGCCCUCUAAUAACAUCAGACAUAUGACUGACAUCUGAGCUGUCUCUGAUGUGACAUCCCCAUGGCCUGCCAUGUUGAUAUGUAGUUAUCAUUGUAGAUGUGUAUGUUUAAUUAUUUGUUGCCAAUACCUUUUGAUCUAAUGCUGACACACAAAUAAACAUGCCAGUAUACUUUGUAAUCUAUUAGAGAUUAUUGGUGCCACAUGUUACACUAUUAUACUGUUAAACUUUGUUGGUAUGAUCAUUUUGAAGCCAAGCUUGUCAAUUUAUUUUUAGUGUUUAUAAUAUGCUCACAGGCACUAGCCUUGUCUGUCAGUACAUCCAUAAUGGAUGUAUAGACAAAAGGGCUGGUACUGUGGUCCACUCAAUAUGAUAAACAAUGUACUUAUGUUCCUAUAAUUUGUAUGUUAUAUUGUAUUAUUGACAUUAUGAUAACAUUGGUUACGUAAAUGAACUGAUAAGAUUAUCUAUCAUGUCCUAUAUUGUCAAUAUCAAGUAUCAAGGACAUAUGACUAGAUUAGUUAGCUGAACUUCAACUAGUUAGAAUGACUACUAGAAGGAAGUACAUUAUGACUAUAAGAAGGAAGGUCCAUUAUGACUACUAGAAGGAAAGUCAUUAUGACUAUAAGAAGGAAGUUCAGUACGACUACUAGAAGGUAGGUCAUUAUGACUACUAGAAGGAAGGUCAUUAUGACUAGUAGAGGGAAGGUCAUUAUGACUACUAGAAGAAAGGUCAUUAUGACUAUGAGAAGGAAGGUCAGUACGACUACUAGAAGGAAGGUCAGUACGACUACUAGAAGGAAGGUCAUUAUGACUACUAGAAGGUAGGUCAUUAUGACUACUAGAAGGAAGAUCAUUAUGACUACUAGAAGGAAGGUCAUUAUGACUACUAGAAGGAAGGUCAUUAUGACUACUAGAAGGAAGGUCAUUACGACUACUAGAAGGAAGGUCAUUACGACUACUAGAAGGAAGGUCAUUACGACUACUAGAAGGAAGGUCAUUAUGACUACUAGAAGGAAGGUCAUUACGACUACUAGAAGGAAGGUCAUUAUGACUACUAGAACGAAGGUCAUUUUUCACAAAAGUUGUGCACAUUGCUUGAUGGAAACUAUGCCUAAAAUGAAAAUCGUUUGAUAUAUCUAGUAAAGUGACCCUUGUACAUACUGUACCUGGUUGGAUUAAACAAAUAUAAUUCAUCAAAAUGACUACAUCUGUAAGAUGAAAAAAAAUCACUAAUAUGAAUUGUUAGAUAGAAAAUGUAUAAAAUAAAUCCACCGGUCCCAUGCUUACAGUGGUAGGUAUUCCAUCAGGUUUAUAAUUUACCUGUGUGUAAACCUGUAUGGAGACAGGUAUAAUGUGUCCUGACUACACUGUACCUGUGUGUAAACCUGUAGGGAGACAGGUAUAAUGUCUCCUGACUACACUGUACCUGU